UAAAUUCAAUAAGGUGUGAAGUUGAGGGACAAGAUUCCACGUAGAACGGUAGAAGUAUCGGCAUAGACCGCCAUUUUUGAUCUCGGCGGCCACGAGUAUGAGCAAAGAAAACUAAUAAAGUAUUGGUAGCAGUAAGAUAACUUUGAUGUUUUCUUUUGUCGGUGUAUACACAGAGGACACUGAUAUCUUCGUUGAGAGCGAUUGAUAGACAAAAAUCGUAACCCUAACUAAUUUUCUGAUACGAAUCAUACGCGUAUAUGUUACAUGUUCAAGAUUCGUCGCCGUUUUCAUCAUCAGGAGGCAAUUUCAUCGUCGGUUCAUCUACUUGUGAAACUGAAAUGGAAGAAUCUGGAACACACUCAGCAUCAACAACAGGCAACUUGUUAGUUUCAGAUAAGGAAGGAAACAGUUUGACCGUACGCGAUGGACCACCGACCGACGACUGUUGCCCUAUCUGCUUCGGCUCCUUCUCCGCUCCAUGCCGUGGUCCUUGUGGCCACUGGUACUGCGGUGGUUGUAUCAUGGAGUAUUGGAACCACGUUGCUGCAUUUCAGCCUUGCAAGUGCCCUAUGUGCUCCAGUCCAAUUACCAAAUUGACCCCAGAAGCAACAUUAUCCCAACAGCAGGAUGCAAGGAUCCGUGAUGUUCUCAAGAAUGUUAAACAGUACAAUUGCCUUUUUGCUGGUGGUGCUUGCGGUUUCAUUCUGCAAGUGCUUCAGUUGCCUUUAUUUGUCAAGAGAUUGCUUCAAGCAAUGAUGGAUCCUGAUAGACCUGUUGCUUAUCUUAGCAGAUUGCGUUUAGUUGCAGUGUUUCUUGGUGCUCUUUAUACACUUAGCCCUUUUGACUUCCUCCCAAGAUGGAGGUACCUUGAUGCUAUAGACUUGUUUGAUUGCUCUGCUAUUGUACUAUCGUUUAGCUUGUACUUUGUUGGUCUUUACACACGAAGAAGACGACUAAGACAUUUACGCCAGCUGGCACAGGUCCCACGUUUUGACAUAGAUAUGUAACAACACUGAUUCUGAAUUCACACAUCAACUUCAUGCACUCACUUCUAAACCCUAAACCCUAAACCACAAAUCCUUUGUCUAGUAUGGUGCAUAGGCUUUAUAGUUUAUAUGUAUAUAUACUCGCAAUAUCUUGAGAAAGUUGCUAUUUCUUUUUCUCCAAGGUAAAUGUUGCUUCGUAAAUAAUAUGGUAACA
Lactuca virosa is the source of this 1200-nucleotide messenger RNA. Lineage: Eukaryota; Viridiplantae; Streptophyta; Magnoliopsida; Asterales; Asteraceae. The record is from the annotation of a GenBank genome assembly.